Molecule: messenger RNA, 1062 nt
Organism: Prorocentrum cordatum
Lineage: Eukaryota; Dinophyceae; Prorocentrales; Prorocentraceae
Source: the annotation of a GenBank genome assembly
AUGGCGCCGCUGGCCACCGGUGUCGUCGGCCGCGCGCCACCCCCGCGGGUGGACGGCUGCGGGAAGGCCGCGGAAGGCGGGUACGCCUGGCCCGCUCGGUCGCAAGCGGGCAUGGACGAGGACAUGGUCGGCGAGAUCGAGGUGGCGGAGCCGUCGCCCGCGCCGAAGGGGCAGCCGCCGCCCGCGCCCGGCGCGGCCGCCACGCCCAGCGUGGGCCCCCGCCGGUUGCAGGCCCCGCCCCGCGCGCCGCGGCGGCCAGAGGCUGCGGCGGCGGCCGACGGCGGCGGGCAGCUCAAGCAGCGGGCGCGCGGCCCUGAGCAGCACCAGGCCGCAGAGCCCCCGGUCGCCCGCGCCCAGCGCCAGCCGGAGCCGGCCGCGGUGCAGGGGCAGCCGUCGGCAGGGCAGCCCCCCAAGGGCGACCAGAGGCAGCCGCAGCCAAGCAAGGCGAACAGCCAGAAGUUCCAGAACUUCAUCAAGGCGGUUGAGCGCGGGAAAGGCCGGGUCGAGAGCGAGUUCGACAAUCGCGUCAGGCGCAACGAGGUAUUUCAGGAGUGCGCGAGUGGGUGCGACGGGGCCCAGGCAAAGUUCAAGGACCUUGAGCAGCGAGCGCUCUUGGCGAAGAUGAAGUCAUGGACAACGAGCGACUUCGUGGCCAUUCGCACGCUGGGGCAGGGCUCCUUUGGAAAGGUGUUCCUCGUCAGGCAGGCAGGCGUGGCCGUGGCAGAUCCCCCACUGUACGCCCUGAAGCAGAUGAAGAAGGAGGGGUACACGAAGAAAAACAAUGUCGACCGGGCGUUCUGCGAGCGCGAGGUCUUGGCACAGGCUAAGAGCAGGUGGUUUGUGGAGCUCAUUGCGACUUUCCAGGAUGCUGCCAACGUGUACAUGGUUAUGGAGUUCGUUCAGGGGGGAGAUACAUGCCGCUUCGCGGGGGACGCGACUACAGGAGCUCCGUCCUCUUCUCUUUUUUCCUUCUCUUCCUCUCGCCGCGUUUCCCCUUCUCCUCGUUCUACUACCCCCUUCUGGUACUGGAUCCUCAAUUCCUCGUUGCCGUCCUUGGGUUAG